Molecule: messenger RNA, 4137 nt
Organism: Neomonachus schauinslandi (Hawaiian monk seal)
Lineage: Eukaryota; Metazoa; Chordata; Mammalia; Carnivora; Phocidae
Gene: NPLOC4
Product: NPL4 homolog, ubiquitin recognition factor
Biological process (GO): ubiquitin-dependent protein catabolic process
Cellular component (GO): nucleus
Molecular function (GO): ubiquitin binding; ubiquitin protein ligase binding
Source: RefSeq, a predicted model, not a curated record
AUGUCGGGAGCCAGAACUCGUUGUCUUGCUUCCAGAACCACAGGCAGCCGUGGGGAAGGGGCAAAUAGGGGCGGCAAGAAGGCCGAGAGCAUCAUAAUUCGUGUCCAGUCCCCAGAUGGGGUGAAGCGGAUCACAGCCACAAAGAGAGAAACAGCCGCAGCGUUUUUGAAAAAGGUUGCAAAGGAGUUUGGCUUCCAAAAUAACGGCUUCUCAGUUUACAUCAAUAGAAACAAGACUGGAGAGAUAACAGCAUCGUCGACUAAAUCCCUCAGUCUGCUCAAAAUCCAGCAUGGAGAUCUGCUGUUCCUGUUUCCCUCGGGCCUCGCUGGACCCUCCUCGGAAAUGGAGACGUCGGCCCCGCUGGGGCUGAAGGCCUACGGUGCUCCCAGCGUGGUGGAGGAUGAGAUCGACCAGUACCUCAGCAAGCAGGACGGGAAGAUUUAUAGAAGCCGUGACCCACAGCUGUGCCGACACGGCCCCUUGGGGAAAUGUGUGCACUGUGUUCCACUCGAGCCAUUUGACGAGGACUACCUGAACCAUCUUGAACCUCCUGUGAAGCACAUGUCCUUCCACGCCUACAUCCGAAAGCUGACCGGGGGGGCCGACAAGGGGAAAUUUGUUGCCCUGGAGAACAUCAGUUGCAAGAUUAAAUCAGGGUGCGAGGGACACCUUCCAUGGCCUAACGGCAUCUGUACUAAGUGCCAGCCAAGUGCCAUCACGCUGAACAGACAGAAAUACAGACAUGUGGACAAUAUCAUGUUUGAGAACCACACAGUUGCCGAUCGCUUCCUUGACUUUUGGAGGAAGACAGGGAACCAGCAUUUCGGGUAUUUGUAUGGACGGUAUACAGAGCACAAAGACAUUCCUCUUGGCAUCAGAGCCGAAGUAGCUGCCAUUUACGAGCCUCCUCAGAUUGGCACACAGAACAGCCUGGAGCUUCUGGAAGACCCGAAAGCUGAGGUGGUGGAUGAAAUUGCUGCCAAGCUUGGCCUGAGGAAGGUUGGUUGGAUAUUUACAGACCUCGUCUCAGAAGACACCCGGAAGGGCACUGUCCGGUACAGCCGGAAUAAGGACACCUAUUUUCUGAGUUCGGAAGAAUGUAUCACUGCAGGAGACUUCCAAAAUAAGCAUCCUAACAUAUGUCGACUCUCUCCAGACGGACAUUUUGGCUCCAAGUUUGUCACUGCGGUGGCUACAGGUGGUCCCGACAACCAGGUCCACUUUGAAGGGUACCAGGUGUCCAAUCAGUGCAUGGCGCUGGUCCGCGACGAGUGCCUCCUUCCCUGCAAGGACGCCCCCGAGCUCGGCUACGCCAAGGAGUCCAGCAGCGAGCAGUACGUGCCCGACGUGUUCUAUAAGGACAUAGACAAGUUUGGCAAUGAGAUCACCCAGCUGGCCCGGCCCCUGCCCGUGGAGUAUCUGAUCAUAGAUAUCACAACCACUUUCCCCAAGGAUCCAGUUUAUACUUUUUCUAUAUCGCAAAAUCCAUUUCCUAUUGAAAACCGGGAUGUAUUGGGUGAGACACAGGACUUCCACAGUUUGGCCACCUAUUUAUCCCAGAAUACCUCAUCCGUGUUCCUGGAUACCAUCUCGGAUUUCCACCUCCUGCUGUUUCUGGUCACCAAUGAGGUCAUGCCUCUGCAGGACAGCAUCAGCUUGUUGCUGGAGGCCGUGAGGACGAGAAACGAGGAGCUCGCCCAGACGUGGAAGAAGUCUGAGCAGUGGGCCACCAUCGAGCAACUGUGCAGCACCGUCGGAGUGCAGCUUCCGGGCCUCCACGAGUACGGAGCCGUCGGGGGCUCCACGCACGCUGCCGCGGCCGCCAUGUGGGCCUGUCAGCACUGCACCUUCAUGAACCAGCCGGGCACCGGCCACUGCGAGAUGUGUAGCCUCCCUAGGACCUAGGGCCCCCGGCCCCUGCUGGCAGGACUGGGCCCACCCCAGCCCUUUCUGAAGCCGGGAUCAUUGUAACCAUUGCCCCAUGGUGGGCAGCCCUGAAGGGCGGGGCAGGGUGGCUGCCCUCGGGUCUCUGACCCACAAAGCUUCUCAGCACCGGCAUCCCUGGAGGGAGAGCUGGGCUGGUGCUCUGCGGGCUGACACCAGCCUUCUAGCGGAGCGGCACAAUGGCCCGCCUGGACGCCCCGUACCAGCCUCCGAGGUGGUGGAAGGACCUGGGCACCUCGGAACCAUCACCUGGGGCUGGGAGGGGUGGGGAGGGCUUACUGCCGCCAUCCAGCUUUCUCUUCCCUUUCUUUUGGAUGCUUUUUGUUUUUGCCCCUCCCGUGGUUCCCGUGGGGAGUGUUUGGUGACCUCUGUGCACUGUUGCUCUGGGCUGACCCUGCCUGUGAGGGCCACUUCUUCCCCUGCCGGCGGCUGUUGUCUUGUGGAAACAUGACUGGGCCCAGGGCUGCUGGUCUCCCUUCUGCCUGACCUGCAGGUUAAUUUGCUGCCCGCCCUCCUCCUUGCGCUCACCUGACAUCCAGGUGGGGUUUUUAAAGUCUGCGUUGGUUGUAAUAACAGUUAUCAGUAAUUUCUGCCCAGAAGACUUUUAUUUAUUUCUUUUUAAGAUAAAAACUACAUAAAAGGGGAGUGAGAGACUAGUUCCCACUUCUUCCUUCCCAUAGUGAGUCCCUGGGCGUGGGGGCAGGGUGGACGCAAGGUGGCGAGGGUGGACGGGGACCCACAGUCAGUUCUUCUUGGAAGUAAACCUCAGUGCCUGAGACUUUCCUGCCAAGCCACACAGCAACCGCAGCUGCAGACUUGGUGGUCCACGCAUCGGCGCCUCCAGAUGGGCCAGGCCUGCCUGGGGUGAGCUGGGUCACCCGGGACCCGAAGCUCUAGCCCCUUUUGCCCUGUGCACCAUUCUCCCAUUGCCCCGCCCAGCCCCGGGCCUCCUGCACGGUGAAGAGCCACUGCAACAGGCCCGAGUGAGAGACUAGGGGCUUGGUCUGUUGUGGGGUGACUGGACUGCUGUGGGGGUCCCAGGACAGAGGUCAUGUUCAGGCCUUGCACGUGGCUCUGGGGUCCCCAGGGAGUUGUGGGUGGCACCCUGGUGCCUCUUUGCCUUAAUGAGGGCCAUGUCUCUGAGCUGCAUGGCACCCAUGGGAGAGGCUGGCCCAGACGUGGACUGUGCUGGGGACUUCAUGUCUCUGCCCUGGGGGUGGGGGGAGGCCUGUGGGACCCUACCUUAACCCAUGGCACUGUGGACAGAGAACUCUGUUCUCUGCACGUUGGCUUCUCGCGGCAGGGCUGUGCCUGGCACCUGCAGGUCCACCUGGUGUCUCGUCUCCUCUGGGGGCCAGGGGCCGAUGAGGUUGGGUCUGGCUUCAGCAGAGCCAUCGGUUGUUGGGGGAGGGGGGUGGGCAGGAGAGGCACGGAGCGCAGACCCCCGCCAGGGUGUGGCGGCUGUCCCAGCUCAAGCUCAGCUCCCAGCCGCCUGCUGAGGGGCUCUCCACGACGGGCCCCGUGUCGUGUGGUCCCUGCGAACCAGUGUGAGGCUGCAGAGGGGCCCGGUGGCCCUGGGCCCUGGGCCCUGAGCUCCCCCUGUGUGUCCCCCAGGCCCCCCCAACCCCCCAUUCUCCUCGUGUCGCCUUCACCCACCAAGCUGGCUCCCGUCUCUCUUCAGCCAACAUUCUCCUCACUCUGAAGUUCUGGCAGAUGCAGAAUUCAUUUCCUUUCAUCUUUUAGCUAAAGGAAGAGCGUUUUGAUUUCUCUGCUUCUGGUUUUGAGUCACUCUUUGUUCAGUAAACGCACUUUAUUUUAUUGUCCAAAUAAAUAGACCCCGAGCUCAGCGUGAGGGUGUGGGGGCACCCUGCCAGAGGCCUUGGCCAUGGGCAGCUUAGCCACCUCCUCCUGCCCAAGGGAGGGAGGGGUGCCCCAGCCCCACCUGCAUCCUGCUCGCCCUCGUGUGGACGCACCCCCUGGCCACUGGGCGCGGGGUGACUGCUCAGCUGUCCAGGUGCACACAGCCGGCGGCCUUGGCCUCUGACAGUCUGCUCCUGGUGCUGCCGCUCCAGCAGGUGCGUCAGCUGGGUUUGCAUUAGCGUUACCUGGACUCGGGUCCCGCCGUGAAGCCAAUAAAAGUCCUGAAGCGACCACUGAGCUCCCAGUUGUUGUUCCUGGGCCCUGAGGCCUUCC